GUUAGACCUCUGGUCAAGGGGAUACAGUCAAAUGACAGAGGUUGGAAAAACAGGUUUGUGUUUGUGAAGAGAUCGUCGCUAGGGGAAGCCGGUGCAUCUCUGGUUGGCGGCUGGAAUACCGAAGGUGUGUUUAUUUUUAGUCUUUCUAAAUUCGUGAUGUGUCGUUAACACCACUCUUACAUCGUUUCUACUGCAGGUCUUAACCCAAAACUGUUGUCGCAUCGCGACGAGUCUCAAAGUCUCUAUGAUAAGUUUCUGAAGGUGUCAGAGGAGGACAGGCAGUUCAGAAAAAUUCUUUUUGCUUCUCAAGACAGUUGUUCAUCUAUGGCUUCUGGUCAGUCUAUUUUUUUUUUUUUUUACUUUACUCUUGGGUAGGACUUUUACCAAGGAUGGUUUCACACUGACGAUUUAACCUUUUCUGGACAGGUUCAUCUCAGUCACGUCCUAGGGGGAGUUUGGAUGGACAGGCGCUGGCUGAACUGUUGCGCAAGCGCAAGAGGGAGUCCUCUGUUGAUGCUGCAUCAGCAUCGUCUAAAAAGGACACGGCGGUCGUCGUUCACUUGGACGAUGAACAUGACGUCGCAUCCAAGACGCGCAAGACUGACUUCCUAGCUCCUCCAAACAAGAGCGGGCCUUCCUAUUCUGUGACCGUCCCUAACGACUUCAUGUCGUUGGAGAGGUCCAUAUGGCCCGAGGCCGACAGGUUCCUCUUUCCCAGCGCUAUGGAAAGGAUCAAGGACCAUACUCUUCCUCGCAUGAUGUCAGAUGGGCUAGAGCUCCUAUUCCAGUCUUCCCAACAUCUCCUAAUGGAAAAAAGGGAGAUCUCAUCUCUGCUGAAGGGUCAUCUGUCCAUGAAGCAGAGGAUGGAGAAAGCGGAAACGGACGCGAAGUCCAAAGGUGCUGAAUUGGAGUCUUGCAAGGAGACUAUGGAGAAGAUGAAGGAAACUCUGAAGAAAAACGGGGAGGAGCUGGAAGAAAUUAGGCAGAGGGCAACUACGCUGGAAGAGUCCUCGCGUCAGGAGAUCACGGCUCUCCAGGCGAGUAUUGACGCUCAGAAAAUGAGAUGGAUCUUCUUGAGGCUGAGGUGACAACUAGGGUUAGGGCCAAGCUGAUGCACCAGUUUCUGAUGAAGAAGACAGCGUCAUGGACGCCGCAAAAGGACAUUGACCUAUACAUCCAAUUCAUGGGGUCAAUGAAAGAUCUUAUGGAUG
Molecule: messenger RNA, 1211 nt
Organism: Beta vulgaris subsp. vulgaris (sugar beet)
Lineage: Eukaryota; Viridiplantae; Streptophyta; Magnoliopsida; Caryophyllales; Amaranthaceae
Exons: 2
Coding region: 666-1088 (140 amino acids)
Source: RefSeq, a predicted model, not a curated record